Poecilia latipinna (sailfin molly) is the source of this 6044-nucleotide messenger RNA. RefSeq names its product epidermal growth factor (gene egf). Bases 1242 to 4559 code for a protein of 1105 amino acids. Gene Ontology annotation, biological process: positive regulation of MAPK cascade; epidermal growth factor receptor signaling pathway; positive regulation of cell population proliferation. The record is from RefSeq and is a predicted model, not a curated record. NCBI's taxonomy places the organism in Eukaryota, Metazoa, Chordata, Actinopteri, Cyprinodontiformes, Poeciliidae. The transcript has 22 exons. Gene Ontology annotation, molecular function: Wnt receptor activity; calcium ion binding; Wnt-protein binding. Gene Ontology annotation, cellular component: plasma membrane.
GAAGGACUUCAGAUGGAAUGAUGAUUCCACAAUAUUCUGCAAGAACAGCAUUUAUUCUUCAAUUGGUUCUGUUUGUAAAAAGAUCCUCCGUUUUACUUAUUUUGCUCAAAAUCUCACUUUUCUACCUUCCGAAGUACUUGUUUAUGGAGUAUAAAGCUUAUUGCUUAUCAACAUAUAUCCUCUACCUGCUGAUUCAACUCAUGCAUAGCUCUGACUAAACUGGCGACUCAUUUUGGUGUCUGAUUACCAGCAUUAACAUUUUUAUUAUCCGUCUGGGGUGAAACGCUGAACAAAGGUCAGUGACCUGCAGACUGGAGACAAGACAACUUUCUCAGCAGCGUAAAUCGUCUGCUCCUCUACAAGGUUACCAGUGGUGAUGCUGGUUCUAACAAUAUCCCAGUCAUGGAGAGCAUGAAUAGAGGCCGUGGUCCCCGGCCGGUGACAAACAAUUUAAGGAUAAUCUGUUCAACUGGGACAGCGUUCUCUAGAAAUGAGUCAUUAUGUCAAUUCCUGCUGGGAGCCAGAUGAACCUCCACAGGAGAUAAGCUGACUUUUCAUUCACACACCAACCCAAAACAAAGUGCUCACUGUGUUUUAGCUUGUGUAAAAUGUUAAAUGCACAUUUACUGUAUGUUGGUUUCACACACUGAAAAACAAAACAUUCAUUUUGCACUGGAGUUAAGUAUGACAAUUCUUAGGAUUCCCACAGCCGAGUAAAUAAGGCCCAUUUCCCCUAUUUUUCCUCAAAAACACCCAUUUCCGUUUAACAAGGAUCAGACCUGUGGGUGGGGAAGGAGAGCAAUACGUUGCUGGGACCUUUUUUCAGAUCAGUUUAGAGCAAAUCUUGCUACAAUGCUGGACUAGAUGUGCAAAAUCUGCCACUGGAGUGUCAGGAAUUUCAAGCUUUGCUUCCAAAAGAGACGCAGUCAGAAGCCUGAAAGUGGGGAGAGAGCUGGACCCCACACACGUUUUUUUUUGUUUUUUUUUUCUAAGUGUAAAGCUGCAGUCAGAGUGUUGCUGUUCUUCCUGAGAAGCCUGCAGUCUUCUCAGAUGGGUCCUGCAUCCCCCAGCAGGACAUCUGCUGGUAGGCAACGCUCCCUCUUGGUUUCAGCCUCGGACAAGGAUGCCAAGAACACAGAAGAAAACUUUGCUCGGGUUUUGGGAAUUCUUGUGUGCCAGUGAUGACAGUGGAAAUGCCUGAAUCAAAGUGAGCAGGUGCAUCAGGAACAGAACACAGGAUUAUGCUGGCUGCAAUGAUUAAAACAGCACUGGUCUUCUUUUUGGUGCAAAGCACUGGAAACUUGGCGCUCAGCGCAGCGUGUUGGGAUGGACGCCUUUCAGGAUCGGGAAGAAACAGCAGCUGCACGCCCUCUCAGCCUUUCCUCCUGUUUGGUCAUGGCAAAUCAAUCCAUCGGAUGAGCCUGGAUGGAAAGAACCACAGACGGCUUGCUGCUGGAACAGGAAGCUCCAUUCUUCUCGAUUUUCAUUUCAGAGAAGAGAGACUUUACUGGGCCGACAGGCGCACCGGCAUCAUCUACAAAGCAUCGGUGCAAGGAGCACACAGACAGAAACUGUAUUCAUCUGACAAACACAUCUCUGGGCUCACAGUGGACUGGGUUGGGAACGGAGUAUUCUGGACGAGCAGCAGGAAGGGUCAAAUCAAGAAAAUGGAUUUAAAUGGAAAAAAUGAGAGGACAAUUUUAAGACAUUUGUCUCAACCAAGCUUUAUAAAUGUUGAUCCCACCCACAGGUUUUUGUUUUGGCUGUCUGGUGGAUCAGAAAUCCAGCGAUCUGAUCUCUCAGGUCAAAUGAAAAUGACGGUUUUAAAGCUGGAGGAGCAACUUGAGGUUCUGUCGGUCGACCAAGAAGACAAGCGGUUGUUCUGGGUUCAGCUCGGUCUCCAAGGAGAGCGACUCUUUGCUUCCUGUGAUUACAGUGGGAAUUCACUGCACAUCAUCGACCUGCCACUUCAGUCUCAGUCACUUGGAAUAUCUGUUUUUCUGGAGAACGUUUAUUACACUGAUGCUGCAGCCGGUGUUAUAAGAAAAAUAAACAAAUACACCGGAGGACGACCGGUGGAUGUUAAUGAUAAACCGAUGGUCAAACCUCCAGUGGACAUAAAGGUGGUCCAUCCCCUCAUCCAGCCAAUGGCAGAUACUUCCUCACCAUUUCCAGGCUGCAAUGACCAAAGUGGAAGCUGUGUGAAUGUGUGUUCCCGUUUAGAGGAGCUUGGGGUUUGCCAGUGCUCUGAAGGCUUUGCUCUCAGUAACCAUGGCACUCACUGUGAAGAUGUGAAUGAAUGUGCCCACUGGAACCACGGCUGCUCUCUUGGCUGUGAAAACAUCCCAGGCUCAUAUUUCUGCACCUGCCCCAAAGGAUACACCCUCCUGCCAGACGGGAGGACGUGCCAAGAAAUAACACCAUGUGGUGGCAUCAUGAAGUGUGGACAUGGUUGCAUAGCAACAGAACAUGGGGCCGUGUGUGUUUGUCCUGAGGGAUCCGUUCUACAGGAGGAUGGACACACUUGCACCGGUUGCUCUUCAGCAGACAGAGGUGGCUGCAGUCAGCUCUGUUCCUCCAUCACCCCGAGUCGCUGGGAGUGUGGAUGUCUUCCUGGGUACAGGCUCCAUCAAGAUGGCAAACGCUGCAUUGCAACUGGACCUCCUGCCUUUCUAAUUGUGGCCAAUCUGAUGGAUGUGAGAAGAAUGAACCCAGAUGGGACGGAGGAACAAACUCUGGUGAAGGAACCCAGAGGAACAAUCUUAGCUCUGGACUUUGACCCCGUCUACCACCGUGUCUACUUUGCCAGCAUCAGCCAGAGGACAAUAGAGCGGGUUGAUCUGAACACUGGCUCAAGAGAAGUUCUGAUCUCUGAUGGUUUGGACUCUCCAGAAGGACUGGCAAUCGAUUGGGUCCACCACAGGAUGUACUGGACCGAUAGAAGCAAGUCAGCUGUUGACUGCAGUACAUUAGAUGGACUGAAGAGGAAAACUGUUGUGAAAGAAGGGCUGGAAGAACCAAGAGGAAUUGCGGUUCAUCCCCAAGCGAAGAAGUUAUUCUGGACAGACACCGGCGCUCAGCCUGUGGUAGAAAGCGCCACUCUGGAGGGAAGCAGCCGUGUGAUCAUUGCCAGCACCGGCCUCAUGUCUCCCACUGGGCUGACCAUCGACUUCACUGAUGAUCGACUCUUCUGGUGCGACCAGAAGAGGGGCCUGAUAGAAACAGCUGCUUUGGAUGGUUCUGAUCGACGGGUCCUAAUGGAGAACCAAGUAGGACGUCCCUUUGACCUCGCAGUGUUUGAGGACAGGCUGUGGAUAUCUGAGUGGGAGCACCAACAGAUAAGGAGCGUCCACAAGCGGACAGGGCAGAAACUGCAGCGUAUCCAUGGCAGCUUGGUUCAGCCGGCAUCAGUGGUGGUGGUGCAUCCCCUCGCUAAGCCAGGAGCAAAUGUUUGUCUUCACCUGAAUGGAGGUUGUGCUCAGAAGUGUGAAAGCAACCUGGGACUCUCACAUUGCUCCUGUUUGCCUCACUUCACCCUGUCAGCUGAUGGAAAAAGCUGCUUGUCUGUCAGUUCUUCAAAUGUUACUGCAGAAUCUGGAGAUGAAACCUCUGACUUAACAUCUCUGAAAAACAAAACAUUACAUGAGGAGAGCAUCAUCCCACUGGUGGGUGAUAAUAGGAAGGCUGGUUUCAUCUCAGAUGGAGGUACUGAACCAGUUCUGUUCACAGAAAAGAUGAUUGCAGACCAGAAUGACUGUUACUCGCUCCACUGUGCUGUGAACGCCAGGUGUGUGCUGGAUGCUGAGAACCCUCGCUGUUUGUGUCAGGAAGGCUUUACAGGUGAUGGACAGACAUGUCUGGCACUGGAGAGCACUUCUCUGAAGGCAACAUCUCAACCCUCCAUGGAUGUGACCACCCGGCACCACAACAGCAACUCAGCAGAGAAAUGCCCAUCCAGCCAUGAUGCCUACUGUCUGUACCACGGAGUCUGUGUCUACUUCCCUGAGAUAAAGUCCUAUGCCUGCAACUGUGUCCGAGGCUACAUAGGGGAGAGAUGUCAGUUCAGUGACCUGGAAUGGUUGGAGCUCCAGCAGGCUGAGAAGGAGAAGGAGAGGAAUCUGGUCAUUGGAGGAUCCAUGGUGGCGCUCAUUUCCAUAAUUUCCAUCACAGCCUGUAUCACCUACUGUUUCCGAUCUAGGAGACUCGUCCUCAAACAAACCUCAGAGGAUAAUGUGAGUGAGAUCAGUGUGACUGAUGAGAGCAUGUCUGAGACGACCACCACCAGCGUUCCUCGUUUGAUAACAGAAGAUGGUGUGAACAAGGAGGCCAUCCAUCCAGAUCCAAGGAGAGCUGCCUGCUCACCAUGUGCUACAGGAUCAGGCAUCAAACCUAUGUCUGAACAGCAGGCAUCGAUCUUCAAACAUGACGAAGAAUACAGGAAUUUGAAGCUUCCAGACUCCACCACAGAGACCGCCCAGCCUGCCGCUCAUUGCUUCAGUCCUUCACUAUCAAACUUAAACACAGACAAUUCUUCAUCUGUCAAACCAGAAACACAGUAAUACCCCCAGGCCACAGUCACCUCCUUCCUAGCUCAGAAGAACCCAAAACAAAGCUGGACCGCUCUGUAACAUGUUUCUGUAAAUGCAAAACUGUAUUUAAUUAACUGCUACCAUGAUAGAAACCAGAGCUCUCAUAAAAAGUUAAACUUUAAAAGUAAAACUACUGAGCAUCUGGGCAUUGCUUUUCAGUGCUUGGUGGGUGCAUCCAAAUGGUCAGAUAAUUACUAACCUAAGUUUCAAGCAUAGGGCAAAGUGUCCAGACCGCAUCAUUUAUACAUUUGUAAUGCUUUACUGGGUCACUGAUGUGAUAUUUGAGUCUCAGCUGAAUCAUUUUCCUAGAAAAGGCAUACCAGUUUGGGAUAUUAUUUGCAAAAUUCUUAGUGUAAAAUAAUUAUGGAAAACCUUAUUGACAGUAAUAAACUUUAUGCUUCAGAACUGCCUACAUCUAUAAACCGGGAAUUAAUCAAUCAUGUGGAAAUAAUGACAAUAUUUUUUUAUUUUAUUGGUCAUUUUCUCAUUUUUGCAAGGUCAGACCAUGAGAGGUGUGCUUCAUGUAUAAUUUCCAUUCAAAAGUAGAAAUAUGAAGGUAGACUCUAUGAAGUCUGUUAUUCCAUCAGAACCAGGAAGACUGGAUUUUAUCCUGAUUAACUCUCCGUUCCAUGUGGUUUGCUAUCAGGUCACACAACAGAUAUGAUCUUUUUGUGAAUGUCUGGCAUUUACUGUAUGUGAUUAUGUUAAACUUCAGAUUUCCUCAAGCGCACAAGUCAGUAACUGUGACUCUUGCCAGCUUAAUGUCCAUUAGCAUUUGCAAAAGAAAAAAUAACAUAGUUUGAUUUUGUCCAAUUUUUUUUCUUAUUUUUUGAUAUUCAGUAAAAGUUAGAAAAUUUCAAAAUAAAAAUGAUCACUAAAACAAAUGGCUUCAUUGUUGAGUAAAGUUUAAGCUCUGAGAGUUUUCUCUUUUGAACACUUUUCAUUCAGACCCUGGUGGAUAAAAAAAAAUCACCUGAACUUCUUACAAUUAAAUCCUAAAAAUACAAAAUCUGUUUACUAUUUGAAUUCACUUAAAAUGGUUUUACCAUUUAAACCAUUUAAACAAGUUAAAGUCAACACAGCCAGCUAUAUACAACUAAGGUAGUGUGCUUGUAGGACUUUGCCACAAUUAACAGUUAUGCCUGUAUAUAAAUAACAUUACAUCUAUUAGAAGUAUAAGGUUUAUUUUUAUAGGUGGCUCGAUGGUUGGUCAGUUCUACUGAGAUUUAUGUUUUGAAAACUUCAAGUAUUUCAAGUUUGGUUAGAAAAAAGAAUCUUGUUGCUCCUUGGUUAAAUCCAAACAGACUAUUACAACUUUUUUUUUUAACAGAAAAAGGUAAAAGAAAUGUAGAAUGAUCAAUUUUAUGUACAUUGUGCUCAGUGAUGACUAUUGAAUAUUUUUGUUUUAGACAUCAAUAAACUUCAUAUUUCUAUUUUAUCAAUAAAUUGACUGAC